Ectocarpus siliculosus is the source of this 1842-nucleotide messenger RNA. The record is from the annotation of a GenBank genome assembly. Lineage: Eukaryota; Phaeophyceae; Ectocarpales; Ectocarpaceae.
AUGGAUGUGUCUCUGCCACCUGUUGAAACUCCGCUGCCUGCAAUUGACGUGCAUCAACCAUCAGGGAGGGGGCCCCCACGAGAGCCAUGCCUCUCGUCCGAUUACGGAUCUGAAGCAAACGACGCGUUUCCGAAUGCCCUUGCUCUCGACGCUGCCACGGCUCCCAGCCGGGGCAAUUAUGCACGAGAGGCUUCUAGGCGAAUAGUGGGAUUGAUUCGUGGGAGCAAGAGCAGCCCAAGCCCUGCUGGUGGGGCCUCUCUCCCGAGAGAAGAUACACAACAAGUCAAGGAUGCAACAAGCGGCAAGCAAGAUGCCGAGCGCGUCGCAGUUAUUCCAAGCCGGCCCACGCCACCUCGAUCAUCAGUCAACGGCUCGAGACCGCAGGAGCGUGUUUCUAUUGCGAGAAAGCUAACUAAGUUCCUUGGGUUCGACGGAGCUCGAACUUCAGGAGCGAAGUCAUCUGACGUCCCUGAAGAUGCGGCGGCUCCACUUGUCUACUGGAAGCCCCAUGAAAAGAUAUUGAAGAUGUUGGGUUAUCGACCAAGAGGGUACGGGCAACCGUUCACGAAUAGAUACACGUUGGGUGAGGUGCUGGGCAUGGGGGGCUUUGGAGUGGUACGAGAAGGUACGCACAAGCCAGAUGGGGAGGUACUCGCUGUGAAGGUGAUAUCGCGGGAUGCAGUCAAAGAUAUGGACGCCUUGGCACAGGAGGUGGAUACUCUUCGACGUCUUGACCACCAUCAAGUCGUAAGGUUUAUUGACUUCUAUGAGGAACCACAGACCUUUUUCCUGGUCCUUGAGAAAGUUCCGGGAGGCGAGUUGUUCGAUCGGAUUGUAGCGGAAGGGAAGUUCACGGAGGAGAGCGCGCGGGCUUGUAUGCGGUCCCUACUUGAGGCGCUAGCCUAUUGCCACUCACAGAAAAUUGCGCACCGUGACAUCAAGCCGGAGAAUAUUUUGUUUGCCAGCCUCGAUGCCAAAGAUCGCACCGUUAAACUUACUGAUUUUGGAUUGGCUCGAAGCGUUGAGCGGGGUCUUAUUGCCGGUACUCCGUGUGGCACUCCAAGUCUCGCCCUGCUGUCCCUUCCCGCACCCCUCCUUCGCGAUCGCACGCCUUUUCCUUUCGGGAUGGCCGGCCCCAGCUACAUGGCACCGGAGAGCAUUAGACUGAUGCCUCACGGCACGCAGGUUGACUGCUGGGGUGUCGGAGUAGUGACACAUAUCUUGCUCUGCGGCUUCCCUCCGUUCAAUUCCUCAAGGACGGAGAAGCUAUUUCGCCUCAUCAAGAAGGGGCGGGUCAGCUUUGAAGACGCUUGCUGGAGAUCUGUGUCGCAGAACGCGAUGGACUUUGUGUUGGAUCUACUUAGAGUUGACCCAGACACUCGGCUUACGACAGAGCAAGCCCUGCAGCAUCCCUGGCUUACUGACGCCGUCGAGGAGGCGGAGGAGGGUGGACAGGAGCUUGGGGCUGCAAUGACCAAGUUGCGGACCUUCAACGCGAAACGAAAACUCCGGGUGGCUAUACGCACCCUCAUAGCCCUCCAGCAACUGGAGGUUUCGGCAUCCUCGAUGGAAGUUGGGGUCGCCCGACCCCCUCUUCUUGCGCUACAAGCUGCAAAGGAGCGAAGGACCACGUCUCGGGGGAUUGGGAGAAAGUCAACGGGGAUAUUCAGUGAUCGGAAAUGGGGGAUAAACGUGCAACUCAACCGAGAAUCGACCUUGAGGCCGUUACGACCUACUGGGCUACUGGUUGCUGAGGGACUUGGAGAGGUGAUCUAUAAUGGCCUCCGUGUAGGACGAAAAGGGGGUAGUUGUGAGGCGGAAGAGUCUAUGCAACAGCUGUGA